Morus notabilis is the source of this 705-nucleotide messenger RNA. RefSeq names its product 40S ribosomal protein S14. Gene Ontology annotation, biological process: translation; ribosomal small subunit assembly; maturation of SSU-rRNA from tricistronic rRNA transcript (SSU-rRNA, 5.8S rRNA, LSU-rRNA). The transcript is spliced from 6 exons. NCBI's taxonomy places the organism in Eukaryota, Viridiplantae, Streptophyta, Magnoliopsida, Rosales, Moraceae. Gene Ontology annotation, cellular component: ribosome; cytosolic small ribosomal subunit. Bases 73 to 525 code for a protein of 150 amino acids. The record is from RefSeq and is a predicted model, not a curated record. Gene Ontology annotation, molecular function: mRNA 5'-UTR binding; structural constituent of ribosome; small ribosomal subunit rRNA binding.
GGCUGAGGAUUUGGAAGCUCUGCAAAGUGAACACCGAGUAUAGUUCUCUCUCUCUCAAAUCAGCGUUUAACCAUGUCGAAAAGGAAGAACAGAGAGCCCAAGGAGGAAAAUGUUACUCUUGGACCCACUGUUAGAGAAGGAGAGCAUGUCUUUGGGGUUGCUCACAUCUUUGCCUCAUUCAAUGACACUUUCCUUCAUGUGACCGACUUGUCUGGAAGGGAGACGUUGGUCCGCAUCACCGGUGGUAUGAAGGUGAAGGCUGAUAGGGAUGAGUCCUCACCCUAUGCAGCCAUGCUUGCAGCACAAGAUGUUGCUCAGCGAUGCAAGGAACUUGGUGUUUCUGCUUUGCACAUAAAGCUGCGGGCCACAGGAGGGAACAAGACGAAGACUCCUGGUCCAGGUGCUCAAUCAGCUCUCAGAGCCCUCGCUCGUUCAGGCAUGAGAAUCGGUCGCAUAGAGGACGUCACUCCGAUUCCAACCGAUAGCACCCGUAGAAAGGGUGGCAGGAGAGGUAGACGGUUGUGAGUUCAAUUGCCAGAUGGUCUCUUGGAUAAGAUUUAUUUCAGAGAACAGUGGCUUGUUUUUCAUUUCAAGUUCGAUUCCGAUCAUGUUGUCAAAAUUUUGAGUUCACAAUCAUAAUGACUGAUGUUCAAACUUGAAAUCACUUUUGGAUUUCAUUAUCUUUGGAUUUCAAUAUCUAUGUUU